AUGUUACUACAAGACUGGGUAGGUCCAGCACCGAACCUCACUCUAACUGGGGAAGUAAUAGAGCAGGUGGAUAAGUCUUGUUAUUUGGGCAGCUACAUCUCACCCGGUGGACACAUCACGGAUGAAAUGUCAGCUCGCAUACAGAAGGCUCGGUUGGCAGUUGCCAACUUGAGACAUCUGUGGCCCCGUCGCGACAUCCGGCUGUCUGUGAAGGGUCGAGUGUAUGCCGCGAUAGUUCGGCCAGUCCUGCUCACCGGUGCAGAAACUUGGCCAUUAAGAAAACAAGAUAAAGAC
Echinostoma caproni is the source of this 294-nucleotide messenger RNA. Lineage: Eukaryota; Metazoa; Platyhelminthes; Trematoda; Plagiorchiida; Echinostomatidae. The record is from the annotation of a GenBank genome assembly.